AAAUAUUCUUCUCUCUUUCUCCCUUUCUUACACAAACUGAUGUCAGUGUUUUGGACUUGACCAAGUAAGAAGAGUCCAACAAAAAGGCAGAGGCUGAAAGAGGCUCACACACCCUCUAAUCUCCCCAACACUCCAGACUGUCCUGCAGCACACAUGCUCACAAACACACACACACACACACUCACACAUACACACUCCAGAUCUCAUUUUCCUCUCUCUUGAACUAAACAUGUUCUGUUGGGAAUUGUGUUUAGCCCUACUGAUCACCGGCUUCCCAGUGUGGGCUCUGCCUUCAACUAACAUCAAGAUCACGCAAGCACUGCCCCUGCAACUGUCAGACUCAAACCAGCCUGUGACAUGUCCGCUCUUCUGGACUGAAUUCGAGGGUUACUGUUACCGCUUCUUCCCCUUGAACCGCACCUGGGCUGAGGCAGAUCUGUACUGUGCCGAGUUCUCAAACGGACACAAAUCUGCCAAACUCACCUCCAUCCACAGCUGGGAAGAAAAUGUGUUUGUCUAUGAUCUUGUAAACAGCCGUGUACCAGGAAUUCCAACAGAUAUUUGGAUCGGCCUUCAUGAUAGAAGACAGGAGGGCACUAUGGAGUGGACAGAUGGGUCACCCUAUGAAUACAAUUACUGGGAUGGAAAUCAACCAGAUGAUGGCAUCCAUCGCAUCCCUGAGGAGGAGGACUGUGUGGAGAUCUGGUACAGACAAAACAGUGCACUGAGGUCUUGGAACGACAACAGUUGUGAUAAGGCCUUUCCAUUCGUCUGUAAGAUUCCUACACUGGAAAACUAACCUCAGAUCCAAGAUUGUUUAUCCAAUUCUUUAUCAUCAACACUGACACAUCAGCAUCACUCAAUCACAGUGCAGCAACAAGAUGUCUGCUCAUCUCCAUCCCUGCAGUGAUGAAGGGCUCUUUCCAGCCUGCUGUAGGGACUUCAUUUGCAUUUCUCUCCCCAUUACUCUAAUUCCCUGCCCCUUUCAUCCUCCCAUCACUGUUGUUAUAGUGCUGUUUUCUUGGUCCUUUGAAGCUAUGAGUCAUGACAUACAUUCCUCUGUUCCACAAAUUUGGAAAUUAACCCUUUUUUUUAAAUCAGAGGUGCUGUUGCUAAUAUUGGACAAUGGUAUUGGUGAUAUUGUUGCGAAUUACAGUUAGUUGUAGCCAGAGACCUGCACUGGUGUCCACAUGCACACAUAUUCUUGCAUAUUUGGUUUACAGGGACUCUCCAUAAGUGUAAUAUUUUUAUAAUGUACAAAGUGUAUUUUCUAUCCACUUACCCUAAGUCUACACCUAAACCUACCAUUUACAUAAAAAAACUAAUUUCGAAAAACACCAUGUAGUGUGUUUUUUAAGCCCUUUUACAGGUACGCAGAAAGUGUCCUCAUAAACCAUGUUUAUGUUGUAGUACCCAUGACAUUAUACACAUUCGUGUCCUCAUAAACCAUAUUUUCCAGAAAACAAACACACAC
This is a messenger RNA of Cyprinus carpio (common carp), 1474 nucleotides long. RefSeq names its product C-type lectin domain family 19 member A-like. Lineage: Eukaryota; Metazoa; Chordata; Actinopteri; Cypriniformes; Cyprinidae. Gene Ontology annotation, molecular function: signaling receptor activity. The record is from RefSeq and is a predicted model, not a curated record.